Morone saxatilis (striped sea-bass) is the source of this 2316-nucleotide messenger RNA. RefSeq names its product prenylcysteine oxidase-like. The record is from RefSeq and is a predicted model, not a curated record. The transcript has 7 exons. NCBI's taxonomy places the organism in Eukaryota, Metazoa, Chordata, Actinopteri, Moronidae. Bases 250 to 1755 code for a protein of 501 amino acids. Gene Ontology annotation, molecular function: prenylcysteine oxidase activity. Gene Ontology annotation, biological process: prenylated protein catabolic process; prenylcysteine catabolic process.
ACGUGAUGUUGCCGGACGUGGGCCGUUCAUUGGUGAAUCGAUUUGCAUCUUUUGAUGCUUAAAACGCAAACUCAUUCAUUUACAGCGACCAUCGACAUGUAACGGGGUUUUUUUUUUGAUUUUUUUUAAAGUACAGUUAUUCUGAAUUUACCGUCAACGUCUGUGUGUGUGUGUAAAAAGAAAGAGAGGAGGUAACGUUAAACUAAUCCCCGCUCCUCUCCUCCCGGUUGCCGCUGCUCUGGUUCCGCUAUGGGCGGCUCUCUUCUCCCGCUGUUCGUCGUCGUGCUGACAGCCCGCUCGGCUGUCGGAGACCCGGCGGGAUCCGCUCAUGUCGACGGAGCUCCGCCUUCUAAAAUAGCGGUGGUCGGAGCGGGCAUAGGAGGCAGCGCCACCGCACAUUUCCUGCGGCAGCACUUUGGUCCUGAGGUGCAGGUGGACGUGUUUGAGAAAGGGGAGGUUGGAGGUCGUCUCGCCACUGUAACCGUCAACCAUCUUGACUACGAGUCCGGAGGUUCCAUCAUUCACUCCCUGAACCUCCACAUGCAGGAAUUUGUCAAACAGCUAGGUUUAAAGUAUCGCCGCAGCGUCGCAGGUAAGACGGCGGUGUUUAACGGCGAAGAGGUGAUUCUGGAGGAGACAGACUGGUACCUGCUGGACCUGUUCCGGCUGUGGUGGCGCUAUGGCAUUAGCUUCAUGCGCCUGCAGAUGUGGGUGGAGGAAAUUAUGGAGAAAUUCAUGAGGAUCUACAAGUACCAGGCCCAUGGCUAUGCCUUCAGCUCGGUGGAGGAACUGCUCGACUCUCUCGGUGGGAGCGGCUUCAUCAACAUGACCCGAAGACCGCUCUCUGAUUCGCUUCUGGAGCUGGGGGUGUCGCAGCGCUUCAUCGACGAGGUCAUCGCACCCGUCAUGAGGGUCAACUACGGGCAGAAUGUCAGCAUCCCCGCCUUUGUAGGCGCUGUGUCUUUAGCUGGUGCCCAGAACAACCUGUGGGCGGUGGAAGGAGGCAACAAGCUGGUGUGUUCUGGCCUGUUGAAGAUGGCCAACGCUAACCUGCUGCAAGCACAAGUCAACUCCAUCUCCCCAGUCUACUCAGCGGAGGCGCCCCAGUACCAGUUGAGCUUCACCACAGCAGCAGGGACGGGAUCAGAGCUGUAUGACAUUGUGGUGUUGGCGACGCCGCUCCAGGAAAGUGUCAGGUCCGGCGUCCACUUCCAAGGUUUCACCCCUGCCUUUGAACAGCUUCCCGGCAACUAUCACAGCACUGUAGCAACCAUUGUCCAUGGUUACCUCAACACUUCUUUCUUUGGUUUCCCGGACCCCCGCCUGUUCCCCUUUGCCAGUGUCUUGACAACUGAGACACCCGAUCUGUUUUUCAACAGCGUAGCUAGCGUUUGUCCGGUCAACAUCUCGGCGGGCUUCAGGCGUAAGCAGCCACAAGAGGCUGGAGUCUAUAAAGUGUUCUCGCCACAACCUCUGGACAAGACUCAACUCAAAACACUCUUCAGGUCGUACUACUCAGUGCAGGUGACAGAGUGGCAGGCCUACCCCAGUUAUGGCAGCAGCCAGGGUCUGCCGCCUGUGGAGCUCCACCCCAAUCUCUACUACCUCAAUGGUAUCGAGUUGGCCGGCAGUGCCAUGGAGAUGAGCUCAGUGGCCGCCAAGAACAUCGCCCUGCUGGCUUACCACCGCUGGAACAGACAGACAGACAUGGUGGACCAGAGAGACCUGAUGCACAGGAUCAAGACUGAGCUAUGACCUGGUCAGCUGAAAGCAUGCCUCAGCGAAGUUACUCCAAAAUGUGUUUAUGUGGGGAAGCAGAGCAAGGGUUUAUGGGUAACUGAAGCUCUCAUAGCUACAUGUACACACAUCCAAAGUAUUAACUACACUCAAUUAAAUUUUAUGUCCUGCUGAAUUCUGAGCCAGGGAGAUUCUCGUAUUAGGGUACUUAGCUGUUACUAGAUUACAAGGUUGACUUGUGAGAAGUCUUCAGUGUAUUUACAGACACAUCCGAGCAAUAUAUUACUACAUUAUUACUAAUACAACAAAUUAAUCAUUAUAUAUAUUGAACAUAAUCGGACCCUGCCUUAUCUUCAUUAAGCUUAAACACACAUUGUCAUACAGAAAAACAAGCAAGUAUCAAAGUCAAAUAGUGUAAAACUCAUCUUAAUAGGGCCACUCAAGCCGACAGUACUUCUGCCAAAGCUCAGCUUCGUUUUGCUGAUUGCGUCGUUCUCUGUGCCAGCGACAUUUCAGAUAUAUAAAACAUAUCAGAGUACUGGUUGGGGAAUGAUUGCUAAUGCUAAUUAGUGGUUUCAU